Mizuhopecten yessoensis (Yesso scallop) is the source of this 3169-nucleotide messenger RNA. Its product is annotated as headcase protein-like. NCBI's taxonomy places the organism in Eukaryota, Metazoa, Mollusca, Bivalvia, Pectinida, Pectinidae. The coding region runs from base 148 to 1803 and encodes 551 amino acids. The record is from RefSeq and is a predicted model, not a curated record. The transcript has a single exon.
UCAACAAAACAAGCCGACGAACUCAGUGAAAAAAUUUACCGGCAGAUGUAAAGACGCGUGUGUUGUUGAACAGAGAUUGUGCAAUGAACAGACUUUGACGCUUAAAACAGUGGAUAUUUUCUGAAAUAUUGGACGUUUGUUUCAAACAUGCCUCACCACAGACAUCACAAGAGUCAGCGGACAAGUGUGAAAGACGAGACAAACAAUAACGAAACCAGCGUGGUAGGUCUAGUAGAAGGCCCCCAUAACGACAACCAGCCGGCUAACCGCGACGUUAGGAAUAACCGGCAUACUGUUGUAGCCUGUUGUAUGCCUUCUGGAUGUCUAUGUUCGGAGGAAAGUAUAGACCCCUCGGACGCUGGAGACGCUGUCAGGGUGGUGUGUAACAAUGAAGCUUGUUCUGAAGGUACGUGGAUGCAUAAAGUAUGUUUUGAUGAUUGGGAAGACGGUGUGUUGGCCUACCUGAAGUCGUGUGGCAGAGCACGUAGCUGGAGCGAAAAGCAACGAUUGCAGAAUUUGUGGACCAAAAAGGGCUAUGAUCUUGCAUUCAAAGCAUGUGACUGUCGUUGCGGGCGUGGGCAUCUGAGGAAAGACUUGGACUAUAUAUCACCCCCUAAGAAUGACAACGCCCGAAAACACAAGAAAAAGACAAAGAAAAAUGACCGUCCAAUGCCCGUGGUGACCAGCGGAAAGAGUGGGUCACAUAACGUCAACCAUAACGUUAAUCAAAACCAAGUCGAGCAUGGAAACCAAAACGUUGCUGGUCAAAACGGGAACCGUAACAACCAUGGACAAAGUAUAGUAGGCAAUACUGUCAACGCCUAUACUAUACGAAACCGAACUACUAGCAGCUCUGAUGACGUCAAGCUUGAUAACGCCAACCGUAACGUCACUGGAAUAUUGAAUCCGCCCAAUAAGAACUCGAUCCUAAACGGAAAGACAAGUGAAAACAACAACACUGGUAGUGCUAACAGCAUCAGUAGACCCAUCAACACCACUGCCAUCGUCCGUCCUAGGACCGACAGUCUCGGGAGCACUGGUAGUUCUUCCGUCAUCUCCACGGGGUCGAACUCGCCGACACCAUCGCCCCCUCGAAACGGUAACGUGCUGAUACGGGCCCCAAAACCUAAGUUCGACACGUGCUCGACCGACUCCACCCAGACGUCGUUCUCCAACAUUUUCCGUCGUCGUCACGAUCUGGCUGCGUUCAACAUGCUUCCACGUCACAAGCAGAACCCGUACCACAUUAAAAUGGAGGAUGAUGGGCCUCCUGGAAAUGACGAAACGCGGAGUUUUGUGCUGAACCAUCUGAGCACAUACAAGGUUUCGUCUCUGAACUGUGUGCUGUGCAUGUGUACCCUUCCAGUGUUUGAUCGUUAUCCAAUGAUCGACGGUACAUUCUUCCUGUCUCCCCAAGCCUACGGCGACGGCGUCGUCCAGGUCAUAUCGGAUGGUCGACUGCAGUUUAUCAACGCCGUAUGCGUUAACUGUCUCGAAGGUGCAAGCAAUGUCCAUUGCACGGCGUGCAAAAGAAAAUGGGAUGGAAGCACGCUGCUGCUCGGCUCUAUGUAUUCCUACGACAUAUUCGCCGCCAUGCCUUGCUGUCAGAAGCGACUUACGUGCAAACAUUGCCGACGCGCCGUCGUCGACAUAAAUAACGGCCUGGCGUUCUACAGUGAGUACAGCCGAAUGAUAGCGUGUCCAUACUGUAAAGCACACGACUACCAUUUCAUACGUCCCAUGCAGGAGACCUUCGCCGUGAAGCCACGCCAUGCGGUCCAACAACAACCUAUAUGGAAUUAAUGCUUAGUAAACUUUAGUCACAAAUAGACUACUACCAUUGUGAGAACUGCACAUCUUUUUACAUGGCAACUUUUUGUAUGUUUCACCUUUUCUUGCAAUAUAUAAACUGUUGUAUUACUCCAACCAACAACCUCACCAUCACAGUAUAUUUUCAUCGUGACGUCAUUUGCGUGUGUGCUACCGGUGUACUUACCAUGAUUUAACGUACAUAAAAAGCGGUGCAAAUUUAGUGUACCAGCUAUGAUGGGAUAUUUUUGGACACAUCAUUUCGGACUUAAUCGUUUGAAAAUCAUCACCAAAAAAUAUUGGUUUGAGGAUUUUAGUCAUUCUUUGUUUCCGAGGUGUUAUUUUGGAUUUUAAUAUUUUGUUUGAAAGUUGGUGUUAAAAUGCAAAAUACGUUAAAUAUCUUUUUACGUUUAUCAUUAACUUUAUUUUCUAUUUUCAUCGCGUGGAUGGAUGGAAUUUUGGCGUGGGAUAUGUUAUUCGUGUUGGUGCAAUUGUAUGUAACUUUGUAAACAUCACUUUCCAAGUGCCUGGAUGACACUACUCAUAUGGAUGUUAUUUUAACAAUACGGCGUAUUUGGUGCACAAGUUUGUAUACACGUGUUAAGUGUCGGCUGUAUAGGCUGUCGAGGGUCCAAUAGGCUGUUUUAAAAGCAUUUUGUUUUGGAGAUCUAGAGUUACGGAUUAGUAACAAGCUAAAUACGUACAAUACUUUCGAUUAAAUGCAGAUAUUUUCAUCAAUGACAUCAAACUGGUAAAUUGGUGAUAAAGUAAAUUUUUUUAAUAUGAUUUCUGUAGUUGUAGGGAUCGGAAUCGUAUAACCACUUCUCCCCUCCCAGGAGCCCCAAGACGGACUAUUGAAGUUAGUGCAUAGGGAAAAAAAGAUAGCAUAUGUUGUCUGGCGGCUCGUAUCGUUUUGCUGUUUGUUCUAGGAUCGUUCUUGUAACUAAUAGCUUACAUUCAUAUCGGUAGAGAUGAUUCACGGUCUAAAGCUUCGAAAAACGCAAACAAAAUGUUAAAAAAAUGUCGUUCAUUAUUUGCUAAAUAUUUGUUCUAUCGUAGAAAUAAACAAGAUUGUUUUGUAGUUAGCGUUUACCUAGUCGUCCACUUACAGUAAAUCAUGCUAGACACUUUGAAGAAAAAUUCAGUAUUUGAUUAUAGGGCAAAUAAGGCAACGCAUUGCGUUUGUUUGAAGUAUAAUAACUUGCUGUAUAUAUAAUAUACUCAUAUGUCGUCAAUUGUUAGGUCGCUUGUUUGCCGAUGUCUGAAAGACGUAACGGUUACAAAACUACUGAAAAAAACUGAGGAAAAAUGGCAUUACCCGUCUGUUUAUUUUUUGAAAUAAAAAGUAUUUACAAUGAAA